Messenger RNA from Phyllopteryx taeniolatus (common seadragon), 5090 nucleotides. RefSeq names its product TraB domain containing 2A (gene trabd2a). Gene Ontology annotation, cellular component: membrane. Bases 549 to 2087 code for a protein of 512 amino acids. Lineage: Eukaryota; Metazoa; Chordata; Actinopteri; Syngnathiformes; Syngnathidae. Gene Ontology annotation, biological process: negative regulation of Wnt signaling pathway. The record is from RefSeq and is a predicted model, not a curated record. The transcript is spliced from 9 exons. Gene Ontology annotation, molecular function: metalloendopeptidase activity.
GGAACCGAUGUUUCACAGAGACAUUUAUUGAAGAUGGACACAAGGUUUGGCUACUGAUAAACUCAGCCAAAAAUGACAGAGGAGCUUCUGGUCUUGGAGAAACUGCGAAAAGAGAAACUGCAAUGGAAAAAUGGGUUUGGAGGCUCAACACACAUACUAUACUGUAUUAGUUUUGCUCAACCCCAAAAACAUGGUGCGAUUUUCAAGAAGAAGCUGAUGGCCACAAAGAGGAGGAAACAGGUCCACUGUGACGCGCGUGGUUCUGCGUGUUUUACGCACCAACUUUGGAUCGCCGCGCAGGAGGGAAGAGGAGCAAGGAGACGAUGUGAUGUGACCCCCGCCCCCCACCCACCCGCGGAUGGAAAAGAAAAAGCCCACCAAAUGACCACCACCAGCGCACCGCCUGAGUCCCAGUGCGGGCUCAACGCCUGAGCAUGACUUUGUUUUGCGUGGCCGCGUGGAGCCGUGGACGCUCCAAGUCACCCAUGCCUUCAGUGGAAUAGUUCGGAAUUUAUUUAUUUAUUUUUCCUUCCCCCGAGAGAGCCGCGAUGAUGCGCGGCAGCCUGAGCGCACUGAUCCUUUGCUGCCUGGUUCUGUUGGUCCGAGGCGACCCGUGGAGGAGACUGGACUCGAGCAACUGUGAGCUCAACAAGAAACAAACUGACUUAAACUCCUUUUUGUGGACUAUCAAACGAGACCCUCCCUCGUAUUUCUACGGCACAAUCCACGUUCCCUACACUCGUGUGUGGGACUUCAUCCCUGAGAACUCCAAGCAGGCCUUCCAGGAGAGCAACAUCGUCUACUUUGAGCUAGACCUGACUGAUCCUUACACUAUCUCUGCCCUGACCAGCUGCCAGCUGCUUCCUCAGGGCGAGAACCUGCAGGACGUUCUACCCAGGGACAUCUAUCGCAGACUGAAGAGGCACCUGGAGUAUGUAAAACUCAUGAUGCCUUCCUGGAUGACGCCAGAUCAGAGAGGGAAGGGACUCUAUGCGGACUACCUCUUCAACGCCAUCGCUGGGAACUGGGAAAGGAAGCGGCCUGUCUGGGUCAUGUUGAUGGUUAACUCGCUGACUGAGGCGGACAUAAAGACUCGUGGGGUGCCGGUUCUGGACCUGUACCUGGCUCAGGAGGCGGAGAGGAUGAAGAAGAGAACGGGAGCUGUCGAGAAAGUGGAGGAACAGUGUCAUCCCCUUAACGGUCUCAAUUUCUCCCAGGUGAUCUUUGCUCUCAACCAGACUUUACUACAGCAGGAGUCUUUAAGAGCUGGUAGCCUUCAGGUCCCGUACACAACGGAAGACCUCAUCAGGCACUACAAUUGCGGAGACCUCAACUCCAUCAUCUUCAACCAUGACACCUCACAGGUUCCAAACUUCAAUAAUGUAACACUGCCGCCCAGCGAGCAGGUGACUGCCCAGGAAAUAGACCGUUACUUCAGACAGGAACUCAUCUACAAGAGGAAUGAGCGAAUGGGGAAAAGGGUGAAAGCCCUGCUAGAAGAGCAUACAGACAAGAGCUUCUUCUUUGCCUUUGGAGCAGGUCACUUCCUGGGUAACAAUACAGUAAUUGAUGUGCUUCGUCGCCAAGGAUACGACGUAAAGCACACCCCUGCCGGGCAGCCCAUAAACAGGAGAUUAUCAUCCAGAUCAGAUUUGAGUGAGCCAGAGGACCAUAAUGACGAGUCCCCUCUCCUAGAGCCUUUCCUCCACGAACUCCCAGAGAGGGACGACGAUCAGGGGCGUUCCCUGGAGGACGAGCGGUUCACCCACAUGUUUCUGCCUUCGGACAGCCUGGAACUGCUGGAGAAAGCGGAGAAGAAGAUGCUGAAGAAAAAACGGAGAAACAAGCAGAAGAAACAGCGGCACAGGCAUUUCAAUGAUCUCUGGGUGCGCAUAGAAGAGAGCGCCGUGGCCCAGUCUCCGCCACCCCCUCGCGUCGUCAACGGUUACAUCACAGUGAAGCCUCCCAGUCGAGACUUCAACCACGACAACUAUUAUAACGUGCCCUCGCCCUCGUCGCUCUGUUCGUACUCACCGAUCCUCCUGUGUGCCUCACUGAUUCAUCAGAUGUGUACUAUAUUUCUCUAGCAUAGUAUUUGUUGCGAUCGACGACAAUAAAGAGAAUCUUAUGGACUCCUUUGGAGAAGGUGUGGAGGUGAUGAAAUCAGACUGUUGGGUUAAUAGUACCAACCAUGGAUAUAAAACAGACGUAUUUGGGACAAUGUGGUCCAGCAAUGCCGGUGGAGUAUCUGUUUUACAAAAUGAGGCCUUGAAUAGAAUGUAAGGGCACUAUCACAGUACGUGUUUUAAAUAUUAAUAGAGUUUCUGCUGUUGAAAAAAAACAGGUGGAACAUAAAAAUGCUGCACACGUCAGUUCUUUUAUUUGUGAGUCUUAUAGCACAAACAGGGAAAUCUCAUUUACAUACAGUGGCUGAUGUAAGUAUUUAACACGUCACCAUUUUUCUCACUAAAUACAUUUUAUAAAGGUGCUAUUGACAGGAAAAUUUCACCAGACGUUGUGAACAACCCAAGUAAUCCAUACAUACAAAGUAGAACAAAUAAGCUCCGCAAUUAAGUUAUGUGUAAUAAUGUGAGGCGGCACGGUGGACGACUGGUUAGAGCGUCAGCGUCACAGUUCUGAGGACCCGGGUUCAAUCCCCGGUCCCGCCUGUGUGGAGUUUGCAUGUUCUCCCCGUGCCUGCGUGGGUUUUCUCCGGGUACUCCGGUUUCCUCCCACAUCCCAAAAACAUACAUUAAUUGUGAGAGACUAAAUUGCCCGUAGGUGUGAAUGUGAGUGCGAAUGGUUGUUUGUUUGUAUGUGCCCUGCGAUUGGCUGGCAACCAGUUCAGGGUCUACCCCGCCUCCUGCCCUGCCCGAUGACAGCUGGGAUAGGCUCCAGCACGCCCGAGACCCUAGGGAGGAGAAGCGGCUCAGAAAAUGGAUGGAUGGAUAAUAAUGUGAAAUGACACAAGGGAAAAGUAUUGAACGCACCGACUGGUAUUUAUUCAAUACUUUGUACAAAAGCCUUUGUUUCCAAUGACAGCGUCAAGAUGCCUCCUGUAUGGAAAAAAUAGUCGCAUGCAUUGCUCUGGUGUGAUUUUGGUCCAUUACUACACACAAGCAGUCUUCAAAUCUUGAAGAUUCCGUGGGCUUCUUUUCAGGACCUUGAGUUUCAGUUCUUUCCAUAGAUUUUCGAUUGGAUUCAAGUGAUUUGAAACCAAUUGAGUUUUCUUUGCAGUAUGUUUUGGAGCAUUAUUCUGAUGAAAUGUCCACCCUCGUUUCAUUUUCGUCAUCCUUGGAGAUGGCAGCAGAUUUUUGUCAAAAAUGUCUCGGUACAUUUGCCCAUUGAGGCUUCCUUUAGUAAUGUGAAGUUUACCAGUACCAUUUUCUGAGAAGCAGCCCCACACCAUCAUGUUCCCACCUCCGAACUUCACUAUUGGUAUGGUGUUUUUAGGGUGAUGUGCAGUGCCAUUUCUCCUCCAAACGUGGUGUGCAUUAUGGCAUCCAAACAGUUCAAUUGUGGCUCUCAUCAGACCAGACUAUAUUCUCCCAGUAUUUAACUGGCUUGUCCAAAUGUUGUUCAGCAAACUUUAAACGAGCUUUGACGUGUCUUGCGUGAUAGGCGUGCAUACAGGCCGUGGCGACUCACUGUUUUCCUGGUAAGAACAGUACCUGCUAAUUCCAUUUCUUUUUGAAGAUUCGACAGGUGGUCCUUGGCUCUUGGACAACUCUUCUGGUUAUUCUUUGCACUCCUCUGUCAGAAAGAGCACCUGAUCGAGGCAAAUUUAUGGUGGUAUGAUUGGCUUUCCACUUUCAUAUUAUGGCCCCAACCAUGCUCACUGGAACUUUCAGAAGCUUAGAUAUGAGCCUGUAAUCAAUGACGCCGUUAUGUUUUGCAACAAUAAGUUUGCAAUGGGCUUGAGAGAGCUCUCUGCUCUUACCCAUCAUGAGAUGUGUCUUGACUCACACCUUUGCAAUGAGACCUUUUUGUAGGCCAUCAAUUAGGACUGAACCACCUGAUGUUCACUUGCACUGACAAGGGUCUGGAUCGCUCUUUGAUUAUUGAUCGAUUUUAGGUGUUGUCUUGGCUUUCCAUGCCUUUUUGCACCUCUCUUUCUUCAUGUGUUCAAUACUUUUUCCCUGUGUCAUUUCUCAUUGUUACACAUAACUUAAUUUCUGAUCUUAUUUGUUCAACUUUCUUAUGUAUGGAUUACUUGGGUUGUUCCCAACAUCUGGUGAAAUUUUCACGUCAAUAGGACCUUUGGAAAUAUAUUUAGUGAGAAAAAUGGUGACGUGUCAAAUACUUAUUUCAGCCGCUGUAGCUUAACCAUUAACACCGUCACCAUGAGUGCGUCUGUUUAAGCGUGUAUGUUCGUGUGCAUGUGUGCAUGUUUCGUAUCGAUCAGCUCUUAAGUCCCCUGGCCAUGUUGAAAGUGGUGUUUCCAGAUUUUAAUUUAUUCUUCCAUAUUAGAAGAAUCUGAAUUUGUGCUUAAUAUGUUACAUAAUAGCCUAUGUCAGGGGAAAUAUGUAAAUAUUGUCUAAAUAUUAUAGAUGUAUUUUAGAAUUAUUACAAAAAGGAAUAUUAUCACACGUUGUUUAUAUGAAUAUAUAAAUAGAUAUGCAGUAUAUUUUUGGACAGAAUCAGGAACUAACCACCAUAAGUCUAUCAUGUGUCUCACUGUAAAGCAAUUUUUUUGGAGCAGAAAGGACAGCUAUUCAACUUUGUGUAUCAGUGUUAAUCACUUGCUUGCCUGUAUGUGUCCAAUGGAAGGACAUUUUACUGUGUUGUCUUUUUUUGUCAAUGUUUUUGUUUAAUUUAUUUAACUACCUUAGUUUCGCUUUUAAGUUGAAUGACACAUUCACAGUGUUUUUUGGUACUGUAUUUGGUCUCAUUGAUACAUUUUCCCAUCCUGUCAUUAAUGCUAUGCUAAGUGAAAAGCAUGGAUCUUAAAAUUUCUUCUUGUUUGGGAAAUGAUAAAUGACCUCCACCAAGUGAGAAAGCUUGAAGGCGAGAGCUUUUCACCCCUAUCGCUGGUUAGUUUAGGAUCUCUCUCUCUCUCUCUCUCUCUCUCGCUCUCUCUCGCUCUCUGU